This is a messenger RNA of Exophiala aquamarina CBS 119918, 987 nucleotides long. RefSeq lists its product as uncharacterized. The coding region runs from base 1 to 987 and encodes 328 amino acids. Lineage: Eukaryota; Fungi; Ascomycota; Eurotiomycetes; Chaetothyriales; Herpotrichiellaceae. Gene Ontology annotation, biological process: S-methylmethionine cycle. Gene Ontology annotation, molecular function: S-adenosylmethionine-homocysteine S-methyltransferase activity; zinc ion binding. The transcript has a single exon. The record is from RefSeq and is a predicted model, not a curated record.
AUGGAUCUGCUGGGGAAAACGGUGUUACUCCUGGACGGAGGCUUAGGCACUACCCUCGAAGAUGAACAUCAUGUUAAAUUCUCUACGCAAACUCCUCUCUGGUCUUCCCACCUCCUCGUGGAAAACACCUCCAUACUUCGCAGAUUGCAGAGAGAUUAUGCCAAUGUGGGCGUAGAUGUUAUUUUGACGGCCACGUAUCAGACAAGUUUUCCAGGCUUCGCAAACACAAAGAUCAAUCGAGAUGAUGGGAUUGGCAGGGAUGAAGCGAAACGACUGAUGCUGUCGGCAGUGCAGAUUGCCCGAGAAGCAUUUCAAAAUCGCCAAGGACUAGUAGCCCUCAGUCUGGGCGCCUAUGGUGCAACAAUGGUCCCUAGCACCGAGUAUAGCGGAAUCUAUGGAGGUAUGGUAGAAGACGAGCUCUAUGAGUUCCACCGGGAACGGAUCAACGUGUUCGCCGAUAGCCGGGAAUGGAAAGAUGUUGACCUUGUCGCGUUUGAGACACUUCCUCGAGUGGACGAAGUGAGGGCAGCGAGACGUGUUAUGCAAGAGAUCACAGGCAAAAAGUACUGGAUUUCAUGCGUCUUUCCAAACGAUGACGCAAAACUGCCCGACGGAACGGACACGGAACAUCUGGUUCGAACUAUGUUGGACGGGGAGAGCCCGCCGUUCGCGAUCGGGAUCAACUGCACCAAAAUACACAAGAUCUCAAUGCUGGUAGCAGACUUCGAAAGGGCUGCAAUGUUGCAAGGCUUCAAUCUACCCAGACUUGUUAUUUAUCCUGAUGGCGCCGGUGGAAAGGUGUAUGACACAGAGAUACAGCAGUGGAUAGGAGACAGUCAAGACGGAGCGCCUUGGGACGAACAAUUAUUCAAGAUUGUUACAGAGAUAAGGGAAAGAUCUACGUGGAAUGGCAUUAUAGUCGGGGGCUGCUGCAAAGCCAACCCUGAAAAUAUAGCGAACCUAAAACGUCGGCUUGAACACUACUGA